AUGUACGACGCGGUCCAUCUAUUUGCAAAAGCUCUCCAUGUACUGGACGCCUCUCAACAAAUGGAAAUUAAAGCACUGUCCUGCGAGUCCUCAGACACUUGGUCUCAUGGCUACUCGCUGAUCAAUUACAUGAAAAUAGUGGAGAUGAACGGCCUAACCGGGCUGAUUAAGUUCGAUCACCAGGGGUUCCGCUCUGAUUUCAUGCUUGACAUAAUCGAGUUAAAUAAUAAAGAGGGGCUCAAGAAAAUCGGAGUGUGGAACAGCACUGAGGGAGUUAAUUUUACCCGAACCUUCAGCGACGCUUACACACAAAUUGUCGAGAGCUUGCAGAACAAAACUUUUAUCGUCUCGACAAUAUUGAGCGCGCCGUACUUCAUGCUGAAAGACUCAAGCGUAAAACUAGAAGGUAACGCACAAUACGAGGGCUACAGCGUGGACCUGAUCCACGAAAUAUCGCGGAUCCUGGGGUUCAAUUACACGUUCGUGAUAGUCCCGGACAAGAAAUACGGGUCCUACAACAAGAAAACCAAGGAGUGGGAUGGAAUGAUAAAAGAGCUGCUGGAUCAAAAGGCGGACUUGGCAAUAGCCGAUUUGACUAUUACGUACGACCGCGAGCAGGCCGUUGACUUCACAAUGCCUUUUAUGAACCUGGGUAUAAGCAUACUUUAUAGGAAGCCCAUAAAAAAGCCACCAAAUUUAUUUUCAUUUCUAAGCCCUCUCAGUCUCGACGUGUGGAUCUACAUGGCCACGGCUUAUCUCGGCGUUUCUGUUCUUCUAUUUAUAUUAGCCAGAUUCACACCGUACGAAUGGUACAACUCCCGUCCUUGCGGAAAGGACUGUGACCACGUACAAAACCGUUUCAAACUAAUAAACUGUCUGUGGUUCACAAUCGGGUCCUUAAUGCGUCAAGGCUGCGAUAUUCUGCCCAAGUUCAGUCCGUAUGAGUGGGAAAACCCUUCUCCGUGCAACGCCCAGCCUGAAGUCUGCGAGAACGAGUUCACACUCCUUAACUCACUCUGGUUCACCAUAGGUUCGCUCAUGCAGCAAGGCUCUGAUAUAGCGCCUAAAGCUGUAUCAACGCGAAUGGUCGCUGGAAUGUGGUGGUUUUUUACUCUGAUCAUGAUAUCCUCGUACACUGCGAAUCUAGCGGCUUUUUUAACGGUCGAGCGUAUGGAAUCGCCUAUUGAAAGUGCCGAGGAUCUCGCUAAGCAGACUAAAAUUAAAUACGGUGCUUUGGCCGGCGGGAGCACUGCUGCAUUUUUCCGGGACUCGAAUUUUUCAACGUAUCAGCGAAUGUGGUCAUUCAUGCAGUCCGCAAAGCCGAGUGUAUUCACAAAGAGCAAUAUGGAGGGGGUCGAGUGGGUUAUCAAGGGCAAAGGAACAUACGCAUUCUUGAUGGAAUCCACAUCCAUCGAGUACGUGAUCGAGCGUAACUGCGAGCUCACUCGAGUCGGCACUGAAUUGGAUUCUAAAGGAUACGGGAUCGCGAUGCCUCCCAACUCGCCCUACAGAACGGCAAUCAGCAGCGCUAUUCUCAAGCUCCAGGAAGAGGGCAAGCUUCACACCCUCAAGACCAGGUGGUGGAAGGAAAAGCGCGGCGGGGGAAAGUGCAGGGAGGAUAAUCAAAAAGCGGGAUCGACGGCAAACGAGCUGGGACUGGCGAACGUCGGCGGCGUCUUUGUGGUGCUGAUGGGCGGCAUGGGUGUUGCCUGCGUGAUAGCUGUUUGUGAGUUCGUGUGGAAAAGUCGGAAAGUCGCUGUUGAAGAGCGGAAAUCAUUACACUCGGAGCGAACGAGUGAAAUGCAAUAUUCUGUGGACAGCAUCGAUUGUCUAGAAAAAACAUCGAGCAAGAUAUCGUGUUAUUGGGAUAAACAACGUCCAAAUUUAUCAACCGUUUCAGAAGUAAAACCUCCGACCCCCGGCUACUCUAAGUACACACAUUUCGUUGGAAAACCGCCAUUGACAUAA
Cotesia congregata is the source of this 1968-nucleotide messenger RNA. Lineage: Eukaryota; Metazoa; Arthropoda; Insecta; Hymenoptera; Braconidae. The record is from the annotation of a GenBank genome assembly.